ACGCGCUUAACAUUAAACGGUUUCAAGUUCUUCCAUGUUUUAAAGCUUUUAUUUGUUAGUAGCAUUUCAUUAUAGUCUAGUAAACUGAAUUGGUUCUGUCUUUAUCUUAUCGUAUGAAAAAUGAUAAUUUCCAAUAUUAAAAACAAAGGUAUUAAUUACAAAGUCAGCUUCCUUAUGUCUUAAAACUUUAAUUACCUAAAGUAACAUUCUAUAGUUGAGAUGGGCUGUAAAGGUUCUAGUAAAUGCAUAUCAAAAGUACCCUUUCCUUCUAUUAUCGCCACAGUGAUGUGUCUUUCAGGGUCAGGAAUUUUUUUAGGCUCUGCAUAUAAAGGAAUCACUUUAACUAUUCAGAUGUACGAAGUCGUUUUCCAAGUCAAAGUUCAAGGUUUCACAGAUCUUCGAGUGGUAUUUGUAGUUCUUUCACUGCUAUCAGCCAUUUUGGGCACCAUUAUGAUGGUCGUUGGUUUUCUAGCUACAGGAUCAACAAGGAACAUACUCUAUUUUGGCUGGAAGGCUCGAAUGGGAGGCCGUGUCUCUUGUGGUUUGUUUCUGGUGACAGCCUACCUUGUGCAGAUAGGAUGGAUUACCAUUCUGACAUGUGUGAUUGUCAUUCUGUUUGUUUUUCAAAUAAGCCGGGGACUGUGUAAUAAUUUAAGUGCUCCAGAUUCUAAGAAAGAAUGCAUAGAUUUAUCUCAGUUCGGUAUGAUGGAUGGCCUUUGGAACGAGUUGCUUUCGGAUUUUGUGGAGGCAAUAAUUUUAAAUUUCAUGUUUCCAAACGGAAUCAAAUAUGAAAAUCUAAUAAUAUGCUCAGAUGGAAAGGUCAAAGAGUUCUGUAAUGAUUACGUGGAAGAGGGAGUAGGAAUGUAUGUCAUGGCAAGUGUAGCCAGCGUAGUGAUUAUCUUAAGUUUGGUACACUAUGGCAUCUGUCUUGCAGCCAACUACAUUAAACUAAACGACAUGGAAAAGAUUCGUGAUUUAACACAUCUGAACUAUAAUGAAGAAGGAAACUAAUAGAAAACCAUCGGAACGUUUUCUUUCGUUGAAGCAAGAAACUCCGGCCAUAAAAAACAAAUAACUAAAGCUCCCCAACUCCCUAUGUUUCUUGAAUAAAUUACGUCUCAUGGUUGAGAAUAGAUGAGAAACAAACAAAUUAAUGGAAAUGAAUUAAUUUUUUCUUAGUGUUAAAAAUUUUGAGGAAUUCGAUUUUUGGUUGUUCUUGAAAUAAAUGUAUUUGAUCUUCCCAUGACCUGUCUUGUAUGUGACGUAAUCGACAUUUUUCUGAAAGGUUGUUAUUGUGUGCACACAUGCAAUAAAGACUAUA
Molecule: messenger RNA, 1321 nt
Organism: Limulus polyphemus (Atlantic horseshoe crab)
Lineage: Eukaryota; Metazoa; Arthropoda; Merostomata; Xiphosura; Limulidae
Product: proteolipid protein DM beta-like
Exons: 8
Coding region: 220-1011 (263 amino acids)
Biological process (GO): neuron projection development
Cellular component (GO): plasma membrane
Source: RefSeq, a predicted model, not a curated record